GCAUUCAUCACGUGCUAUCUUGUGCAGUAGUUGUAUUUAUCAAACGAACACGUUCGCCUUUGUUUUGGUACUUUUCAAGUAAAAAUGACUCCUUAAUGUAAAUGUCCUGAUGGCAUCUCCUGCUGCUCGCAUGUUUCGAAGGUUAGAUGGUUUGUUUUGUGUCUACAAACCUUCUGGUAUGCCAUGGAAAGUCGUGAGGGACACCAUCGAGACGAAGCUCCUCAAAGGUUUGGAUGCUUUGCCAUCGCUGCCUCUCCCUGAGCAGAUCCGCUUUUUGGCCCAACCAGGCAGCAACGCUUUGACGCCCAAGAGACUGUCAGCAUCCUCUGUCCCAGUCUUGUCCAAACACCCUCUGGUGACUGGGAGUGAAUUCAAGCAUAUUCCAGUCGGUGUAGGACAUCGCUUGGAUACAUUAUCUUCUGGUGUUAUUGUUCUCGGUGUUGGGAACGGAAACAAAGUGCUGAAUGGCCUCCACAGCCUGCAAGUAACAAGAGAUUACACAUUGGAGGGCGAGUUUGGCUCCGCUACUGAUGACUUCUCCCACACAGGACGUAUUGUGGAAAGAUCCACCUAUGAUCAUAUUACGCAAGAUAAGCUGGACAGAGUUUUGGCAAUGCUGCAGGGAGCAAAUCAGAAGGCUUUGUUAACGUACGCCAAUGUAGACAUGCGUUCCCAGGAAGCCUACGAGAUGGCUGUGCAAGGUUUACUUGGCCCAGAGGGGAAGUCACCGCCCAUUUUGACGGGCCUGAGGUGCAUUCGCUUCCAGCCUCCAAACUUCACUCUGGAGGUGCAAUGCCUAAACGAAACGCAGAAAUACCUCCGCAAAGUGGUGCACGAGAUCGGACUGGAGUUGCGCAGCACGGCCUUCUGCAAGGGAGUUCGCCGUACGAGAGAUGGCACUUUCACCCUGCAGGACGCUCUUACCCGCGACCGCUGGAAGCCCGCUGAUGUCUUAAGCGCCAUCCGACAGUACCACGCUGGUCACAGACAAAGGAAACAAGAGUACAAAGCCCAGGAGCAACAAGACGCUACCACCAGAGAAGAACUGCAUUCUAAAUGAAGCUUCUCUAAAGACGAAGGUAUGCUGAAAAGCGGAUGUGACAAUCCUGGGAUUGGAACUUAAGGAGUACUUUUCGAUAUUGUUGUUCUGUUGGAGGCCUGAUGAUGCCAUCGCAGGACUAGUUGCUCUAAGGGAGGACACCGUUGGCUUUGUCUGUUUUGGAAGUACGACCACAAGGACACACAUCAAAUAGAAGAACAAGAGACAGUUUGUAGUUUAUUAAGCAGUUACACAUUUAGUUUGCAACACAAAGAAGGUACAAUUUACACCAGGGUUUUAUUGCUAUGAAUUAUUCAGUGACCUGCAUCUGUAAUAUAGCCGCCACUAGGUGCUUUGUUUUAUCACUCUAUUUCAAAAUAUAUUUAUCUAAAAAAUCAUAUGUUUCGCAUGACACUACUGUCUAUAUUAGUCAAAAAUAUUUAUAUUGAGCACAUUUUAGUCUCUAGGAAUUCAUGCAAACUCCACCAAUUCUGCGUAGUAUGUGCAACCUAGCAACUUUCCUCCAUAUUUUUCCAAAUCAGCGCAAUUUUUGCCAAUCAAAUGUCUUAGCGGCGCUCAAACGCGCACGUCAACUGUCUAGUCAAAACUUAUGUUUGUUUCUUGUGUUGAAGAAAUUGUCGAUCCAGGGUAAGCCAAGAACAUAUUUGCAACGGGGACGUUGCAAAGAGACAGCAUUUACAUUUGUUAGAGAUGUUGAAGUGUGAUAUCUCAUUGGCUCUCAUUUACCAUGAACAUUCAGUGCUAUAGAUUGGUCUCAACGUGCGGAGUAAGUGUUGGACCAUAAACACAUUUUUAAGAUGGACAAACACCUAAAGCUGAACAAAAAAUAAAAUUGACAGAACAAGUGUAAGUUGCAGACACGACACAAAGGAAGCCUUUGGUGGUGUUUCUAUCUGUAAUUAUAAAUAAUGAAAACAGUAUGGUAAUUUGACAAUGAGUUCUGAGUAUGUUUUUACUACCACUGGAUGUUUACUUUUAGGUCUGUGCUGUAAUAAAAUGAGGAAAACAUCAAUACCGUAUUUGUUUACAAUUUUUG
Molecule: messenger RNA, 2096 nt
Organism: Entelurus aequoreus (snake pipefish)
Lineage: Eukaryota; Metazoa; Chordata; Actinopteri; Syngnathiformes; Syngnathidae
Gene: trub2
Product: TruB pseudouridine (psi) synthase family member 2
Exons: 8
Coding region: 110-1060 (316 amino acids)
Biological process (GO): RNA processing; pseudouridine synthesis
Molecular function (GO): pseudouridine synthase activity; RNA binding
Source: RefSeq, a predicted model, not a curated record